Molecule: messenger RNA, 783 nt
Organism: Entrophospora sp. SA101
Lineage: Eukaryota; Fungi; Glomeromycota; Glomeromycetes; Entrophosporales; Entrophosporaceae
Source: the annotation of a GenBank genome assembly
AUGUCUAAUCCAUUACCACAACCACCACCACAUAGGUAUGGACAAUCUAGCAGAUCUGAUAAAAUCAAUAAACCAGCACCUAUUAUAGUGUCAGGUGAUAUAAAAAUAGUAGAUUUAAGGCCUUGGGUUAGAGGGUUUGACAUUAAAUGUAUACUGUUAGAGCUUAUUUCAAAACGUACACUAAAAACCAAUUCAGAUGUUGAGAUACAUAGUUUCCUAGUAGCCGAUGAAACUGCAACAUGUACAUUAGUAAUCUGGGAUAAAGGUCAACAUUUUAGGGAGGGAGAUGUUGUUCAGAUUUAUAAUGGGGAUGCAAUGCAGUAUAAGGAAUCUGAAGAACCAAAUAUGAGUGGUUUUCUGUGGAUAUCAGAAAACAAUGGAAACAAAGAGUCUAUGCAAAUAUCUUUGUCCAUGUCUUCCAAUUCUAAAUCUAUUAUUUCUUCAAAAGGCACACCAAAAAUAAAACAGGAAAAUGAUAAAGAACAACAACAAUUAUUUCGGAAAGGAGCUACUAGACGUGAUAGUUGGAGUACAAGUGAUAUUAGAGAUCAUGGUGAUUACGAAAUUGGAAAUAAUGGAUGCAGAAUUUCAGAUAAAAAAAUUGGAGGAAGUGGGGAAAAUAAUAAUAAUCGCUAUUCAGGUGGUGGUGGUCGUAACAACAAUAACAACAAUAGAGGUCAUCUUGAUAGACCUGAAGAAGGUGAACUAGUUGAUUUUUCAACAUUUUCACCUGGAUAUAAUAACAGUAAUACAACACCACCAAGAAAACAGCCAAAAUAUUAA